GAUAACUCCAACGACUUCGAUUAUCGAUGUCGCGGCGAGUACUCGCGGUCCGUCUGGCACUGGUUUCAAGACGAACUUACGCGGAACGGAGCGAAGACGUCGCGUUUUUGAAUCUCCGUAGGAAUACGGAACGUGAGGUAAACCGCCGGUCGCGUGCGAGGAAUCCCCGAAUUCGCGCGCCAUCGGGUCGACGCGCAUAGCCGCCCGUCUUCUCGCCGCACGGUACCUUCUCUUCUUUCUAGGAUUUCCCCGGGAACCACGUAAAACGUUAUCACAUGGGAAAGACGGCCAGCGAACGUCAACGAUCAAUAGUGUCACGAAAAUGACUUGGUGACUCAUAUACCGGGAGUUUAGCACGAAUCAUGGUGUCCAGGGAUAACGAGAGGCUGUUGCCCGAGCCUGAGAGCUACGCAAAAUGUUUUUACGAUCUCUUCAAGAACGUCGCCGAGGCACAAAGAAAUAAGGGAGAAUGGAGAAAAUGUAAAAAGAAUAAAACUAUUCGUAAACGAGACAAAAAAAAGGUUGAUCUAAAUGGUGAAUUAAAUUACAAUAGUCCACCAGAGAUAGAAGCAUCUUGUAAUGCUUCAGCAUUUGCUGUAUUUGCUAGUGUGAGAAGUGCUAUUUUAGAAAAACAUGCAAAAUUGUCAAGUGAAAUUUAUAGAGCAUCCAACUGUAACUCUCCGCCACCAGAACUUAGCGACACUAUAGAUACAGAAAGUGACGAUGAGGAUAGGAUAUCAACUAUACAAAAUUUACCAAAGAUUGUAGGUAUCGGUCUAAGAAGUGUUUUUACAUUGAUGCGGGAAAGUAGAACAAUCGAUCCAAUCUUAUGUACAAAGGCAUUGUCAGCUUUGUUGGAUGUUUUACAAGGGCAACUACCAGAAGGUCUCAAGUCUGAACCAGAUGAUGUUAUUGAUCCAUUAUUUGAUCUGUUACUGGAUCUUGCGACUUCUCAUGGUCCUGAAUCAGCCGCUGCCAAUGAUGGCAGUCACUUGACAGCUGUAGCUUGUGCUUGUUUAUUGAGUCUUGUUGUAGUUAGAGGAGAUACUGGGCGGCUGCUAGCAGCAAUAGCGGCAUUGCUUAUGUCUCCGAGAGCGUUAGCAGUACAAAAUAUUCAGAUGCCAUGUGUAUUGACGUCUCUACAGAGAAGUGUUCACGCUGUUUUGUUAGGCAAACUCAUGAGACCAGAUUGGAUUACAUAUGGUGUUCCUAAGUGUUCUAGGAUAUAUACCUCUAUGCUUAAGUUACCAAAUGAAAUGAAUAAUAUGGUACUGAAUGAACGUAGUUUUGUGAGUGAUGGAAAGUAUUUAUAUCUGCAUACAUCUCGUGGUUUAUUGAAAAUUGGAAGUGGCCACAGUGGCACAAUUUGGGGGCACAUAUAUAUACAUAAAGCAGAUUUUUAUCCAACAGAAAUAGGAUGGCUUGGUUAUGCUAAUAAUUCAUUAUACUUUAAAUGUGCACCUAGAAAACAAAGUGAGCUAUUGAUUAUCGAUGCAGAAACGCUUAUUGUAACGGGAAUUGCUGUGUUGGAAGGAAAAGAUUGGUCAUCAUCCGUCAUGUUUUCCGAUGGCGAAAAUUUAGGAAUGAUAACAGCUGGCAAGGAUGAAGGUUUCGUAGUACGAACGAUAAAUACGCUGAGUAAUCCUGUAACAGUUGCAUCCGAGCUACCACUAAAAUUGGCAAGGAAAUGUGUAGAUAUAUUCGGAUAUGCAACAUUUGAUGAAGAACAAGCAAUACAUACUUUGAAUCCGGGAUGCGAUGAUGAAAUUGCAAUGGUUACAGCGGGAAAAGAAUUUGGUUUACUGAAAACAGUAUCUGGAAAAUUAUUAUAUAGUGGAAAAGGAACUUGCUUAGGCAUGAAGAGCAAUACGAGACCUAACAGGUGGUUGGAACUUACUUUUGGUAAAGGUCCAAGGAUAAUGCAAUUUGCAACAGGUCAUGAUGGCCAACAUAUUAUCAUGGUUAUGGAAGAUGGUUCUGUACUGUUUGCUGGUACUGCUAGACGUGGAGAAGAUGGAGAUAGUAAUAAAGCUCGUAGACAACCAAAACCGGUAAAACCAAAGAAAAUGGCAAAAGUGGAAGGUCAGUUUAUUAUGGAUGCUGCGUGUAACAAUGGAUCUACCGCUUUAGUCACAAAAGAUGGCUCUCUAUUAAUGUUUGGUAAAGAUACGCUGCAUAGUGAUCCAGUGACGGGUCUAGUUACCGAUUUAAGAGAUGUGUGUAUAGUUCGCGUGUCAUUAGGAAAGGCUCACGCCGCUGCGUUAACUAAUAAAGGACAUCUAUAUACAUUUGGUAUAAAUAAUAAGGGACAAUGUGGUCGUGAUUCUACAACGGUGCAUACCGUAAAUAAGGAAAUGUCAGUAGUUGCGAUGGAAAUGGGUACAGGGGAAGAUGAAUUAAUAAUAGCCGAGGAGGAAAGUGUUGAUCCCACGGAAGAUUGGGAAGAGACAAGAGGGAUGUGCCCUCCGGGACAACAUCAAUGGAGGCAUCGCGUUUGUAUGGUUUGCACGAUAUGCAGAGAAUGUACCGGCUAUAGCAUAUCGUGCCUGAGUAGCAUACGUCCCGAUCGGAAUCCCGGUCAAGAAUGUGGAUGCGGCGAAGGAGACAGCGGAUGCGCGGAAUGUGGAUGUUGUCGUACGUGCGCAAGAAAGAGUUGUAGCAAUGGCAUAUCAGGUUCCAACUUCCGAGAAUAUCUGCAAAGACGAUUGGGUGAGAUAAAGCAACGGCAGCGGAGCAAAGCAGGACCGAGUACCGUCAAAUAUGGAGUAAAAACUAAGGGAUCGAAUAAUCAACGUGUAGCUGGUCCUAGUAUCGCACAAAAGGGAUUUCCAGAAAAAGUGGCAUUGGGAUUGGGCGUUAAUCUCGCGGUUGAGGAAGGCAUCGGCGGUAGCGAUGUAGAACGAGGGGAUGCGGCGAGGAUUGCUAGUAUCUCACCAGCCAGAGUCCCUAUUCCUAGUGAAAGUCCUGUGAUUCAAGUGUCCUGUGGUUUGCAUCACACGGUGUUACUUUUGCAAAAUGGAGAAGUGUAUACAUUUGGUAGUAAUAUAUAUGGUCAGUUAGGCGUUGGAGAUUUAGUGGCACAUGCAGGACCGGUACAAGUUAAAUUACCAACUAUUGCUAUCCAAGUAGCAGCUGGGAGCAAUCAUACUGUAAUACUCACAUCAAAGGGUGAAGUUUAUACGUUCGGUGCAUAUCAAAAGGGACAACUCGGCAUGAAUUGGUGGAAUGGUCAGAACGAGUCUACAAACACUUCUCUAAAUCGUCGUGCUGAUCGUUCUCAACCAUGGCAUAGCUUUCCAAAUGUAGUGCCAAAUAUUGGUCCUCGAUGGGGUAGACGAGCGACGUGGAUCGGUGCCGCCGGAGAUCAAACUUAUGUUAAGAUAGAUGAAAUAAAUUCGAUUAGUUUGACGAAGAGUACCGUUAUGGCGAAUAAAAAUUGUAUUAUCUUGAUACCUCAUCAGAAUGAGCACGCGAAUUCUUUUAAAAGUUUGGUGAUAAGCAAACGCGAUGGAACUUGCAACAGUUAUAGUGGCGCGGAUCAAGUUGAUUUCAGUAAUUGCGCGACGUGCUUGGAUCCUUUGUACAAUGUUAUUUGGACUUUUAAUUCGACGAAUAACGAAAUAAGCUUGUACAAUAUAAUAUCGACGGAAGCUAGAGCGAUACCUGGUUUGGAAGCUUCUAUUCUUAAUCCAGGUUUGGCGCUUCCAAUUGUUUCGACUUGUUUCGUAACGCGCUCACAAGCUGCAAUGCAUUUAUUAGCUUGUUUGGAUACAUUGACACAGGCACAAGAUGAAAACUUAUUGAUAGUCGAAGAAAACGAAUGUAAUCAAUCGACACACGGUAAAGUGUACAGUCGUGAAGAUUACGCCACUGUUAGCAGAUUCGAAAGUCACGGAGGAGGAUGGGGUUAUUCUGCCCAUUCCAUUGAAGCAAUCAGAUUUAUGCCUGAUACAGACAUUAUAUUGGGAGGGUAUGGUUUAUUUGGUGGUCGGGGUGAAUACACUGCGAAGAUAAAGCUAUUUGAUAUUGGAAUUGAUGGUGGAGAUCAAGAGAACGAUGGUGAACUUCUCGCAGAGACAGAAGAGAUUCCAUAUGAAUGCGGCCCAAGACAGAAGUAUUCGAUAUUGUUUGACGAACCUAUAUCCCUGCAGGCGAAUAGAUGGUAUGUAGCAUGGGCUAAAGUCGGUGGACCUUCCAGUGAUUGUGGUUCCGGUGGACAAGGAAUGGUCACAGCAGAAGAUCAAGUCAUGUUUUAUUUCAAGUCUUCUAAAAGAUCUAAUAAUGGCACUGACGUUAACGCUGGACAGAUUCCACAAUUAUUGUAUCGCGUCAUUACACCUGAAAAUCAAACAUCAAAUAGACAGAGAGACCAAAUUGAACCCGUUUACGUCUUGAAGAGGGAAUUCAGUAGAACCGUCACGAAGGAGUGCUUUCAAUCUUUGAUAUCUCUCCUUCAAUGGAGUUGGAACACAUUGAAAACGACGUUGGCUGAUGUGACUGUUCAUAUUGCGUCGUCAACUCACGCAAUGCUUGAAAUGGAACGAUUGGUGUACAUAAGCAAAGCUAGUUUAAGACUACUUAGAACAUACACCAAUGAAAUUUAUCCUAACCACGUCGUUAAGAAGACUCCUCCCGAAUCCGUACGUUUGGCGGAGUGUAUAGGUGAAGUCCGAGCAUUGUUGCGUCAAAUUUUGUCUGAUUCUUUGCCGAUUACUUUGAAAAGUAAAGGAAAGACGCGGUCUAACAAAAGUUCUAGUAGUACUUUGGGAAAUAAGAUGACAAGUAGCAUACUGGAUGAAUGUCACAAAACAUUUGUAGCUUGUUAUCAUGCAUUUUAUCCUACUGCAUAUCUUAAAUGGACCUCCUUAUGCGAAUUAUUAUCAGAUAUCGAUAAAGAACAAGGUACAACUACAAAAGAUCGUCUUCUUUCGGCAGUGCUAGCUUCUUUAUGCAAUUCGGCAAUACGGCUUAGGUGCACAUUUCCAAUCUUAAACAACAUUAUGGACAACAAUGACAGCGUGAAACGGCAGCUUAGCCCAUCCGACAAUGCCGGUCUGCUUAUGAUGAAUUCGACGGAAACUCAUCAGUAUCCAAUUUUGGUUGAGCAAAUUAGCUACAAAUCUCAAGUAGAAAGCUCUGGCAAAGAAAUUUUGAAUUGGUCAUUCCGUGAAGUACUUGAUAGAUUGUUAGAUUUGAUAUUGAUACCGGUUAAAAGAAACCUUUGUAGAGAGAAGACUCAGUCUCUGCCAGAAUUGGUUCUUCAUUGCUGUUAUUUAUUAGCGCGAGUUAUAGCCGAAUUGGCCGCGCAAUCGAGUGGAAACGAGGACGAGCUGCAAGCAGCUUGCGGCAGACUUAUGUAUACGACGCCCUCAAGAUUUACAAGAACAAAUCAGUCAAGAUCAUGGAAUACGGGUAAUGGUUCUCCGGAUGCUAUUUGUUUUUCAGUCGAUAGACCAGGCAUUCUUAUAGCCGGUGUUGGUAUCUAUGGAGGUGCAGGAGUAUAUGAUUAUGAAUUGGAAUUGUUAGAUGAUCAAAAUAAUACUGGUAACGAUCCAUCACAUACUCAGCGUUGGAGUAGCUUGGAUUUUACAAGAGGAUCUUUUGGACCGGAUGACUGUAUUAAUGACAUAGUAGAAUUGAAAUUUGACAAACCGGUGCUCAUAAAAGAGAAUAUUAAGUAUGCUAUUAGACUGCGAAAUCGUGGAGGAAGAACCAGUAAUGGUGAUGGCGGCUUAAGUAUUGUCAAAGGAGCAGAUGGCACAACAUUUACUUUUACGGCUUGUUCUUUAAGUUUUAAUGGUACGACACAAACUAGAGGUCAAAUACCACAUAUUUUAUAUUAUUCAAAUCCGCAAGAUUCUGACGGACAACAUACGAAUAAAGCUAUGGCAGAAGUGCAAGCGAGAAAGUGUACUCUUGCCAUGACUGCAACAAUUAUUCAACGGUCAAACGAAAUUUUUUCUUUGGCAAGAGAAAGAACGGAGGAAGUAAUAGUUAAUGAAGUUCUUGGUAAUGCAACUUUUGUAACGACUCUUUUACCGCUAGUAAUGGCACAUAUUAGUCCUUUAGCUACCUCAGAUCCUAGAAGCAGUGUCCAAAUUCUUACCCUAAUACAAGAGAUGUUGCCACACGUUGCAGCCUUGAAUUUAUUGUCCACGAUGGGUACUUCUCAAAUAUCGCAAGAUAGUGAAACUCAAUCACACUUUGCUCCUCCAAUUACUACUAGUCAUCAUUAUACUUGGCUAGAGAGCGAACAUCCUUAUAAACCGGCGACAGUGUCAUAUUACAAAGUCACUUUUCCGGAAACAGUAAAAUGGCUGACUGUCGAAUUUACUCCAGAAUGUGGAACAUCACAACCAGAAGAUUAUCUACAACUUUAUAUACCAAAUUUGAUUCCUAACUCCUCUGCAGGGACGGUUUCAAAUAUUACGGGAGAAGAUACUCCUCUGUAUUGGCCAGUAUUACACAAAUUGAGUAAUGUUCAGAGUCAGUGGCUACAAAAUGCUGUUGUGUUACCAGGAAAUGAAGUAAUAUUUUCAUUGGAAACUGCAUCUGAUUAUAUGAAGAAUGAGAGCUCAAUUACAUAUGGUUUUAAAUGCUUAGUUAUUGGUUACGAUUGGAUAACAUCCGGCCAUGGUCUAAAAAAUUUGGAAAUCGAACUGUCUUUUCUUGGAGGAGCAUGUGCUGCAAGUCUCAUGAAGAAAAACUUAUCGUUGCCUCCAGUGUCUUCGGAAGAGGUUGAAGAGGAUUUGGAAUCGAUGCAGGAAACAGCAAAGAGGAUUUUCUCCGUACAUUCGGGAUUACUUGGACGAGGAUUUGCACUCGCGUCACCACCUACAGUUUCGCAGGCUCUCGACGGCGUGCUUCCGUACAGUUGUCACUCGAACGAACGUCUGUUUCUGCGCGAUUUUGUCUCCUGCUCGGCUGGCACAAGUGGUGGCAGACUCGCGCGAUGGCUACAACCAGACAGCUUCGUCGAUCCCUCUCAAUGCGAGGCAUUAUAUUCGCGCGAAGAAAUGAGAUGUGGAUGGCCGGCUAUCGUCACCGUGCUCACGAGAGAUCAAUACGGCGAAGUCGUGCAUGUGCCUGGAUUGAAGAUCGAAGUCAAGGCGGUGCCGAUCGAUAAAACCGACAUUACGGAGUCCGACCAGAGUAGAAAGAUUCGUCGUGUCUCUCAACCGGAUCCCAUGACAUUUGGUGGUCAUCCGCAACCAUCGUUGGACGUUCCUUACGAGGUGACCAUCAACAACAAGAUGUGCUUCUACGCUAUUACCAUCAUGAAAGCCUAUCAGAAUUACUCGUUUGAGGAAUUGAGGUUUAUGUCACCUGCUGUAAAGAGAUCGAGCGAGAGUAUGUUGGUGAGACCUAACGGCGACGGAAGCUACAGCGCUACAUGGACACCAUCCUCCGUCGGCUGGUACUCGCUGAUGAUCACAGUGGAUGGUUACAAUAUGGAGGAUAACUACAAAGUUGAGGUAAAGGAACCUCCGCAAGGCAUGCAACCACCUACUCAGAAUAUUGUUAAGAAGCCUCAGCUUCAGCCGAGCAGACUCAGAAAAUUUGUGGCAAAGAAUAGUGCUGGUUUAAGAAUACGAGCUCAUCCAUCCCUGCAAAGCGAACAGAUUGGAUUCGUGUCAGUUAAUGGCACUAUAGCUUUCGUUGAUGAGAUUCAUAAUGAUGAUGGAGUUUGGCUACGAUUAAAUGCGGAAACAAUCAAGGAAUAUUGUAACAGUAGUCAUCUUGAGGCCUGGUGCUUGCAAUAUAAUCAGCAUUUAGGAAAAACUUUGCUUCUGCCUGUAGAAGAACCAAAAUCCAUUUUGGAUCAAGUUAUUAAGGAAACCAUUCUGCGGAAACGUUCUGACGCUAGUAGCGAUGACAAAAGAAAGACGGUGACUUUCGACGCCGGGAAAAGCAUGGUAGUUGUGAAAUGCGGGGCUUCCGGACACAAUAUUAGAAGUAAACCGAGUUUGAAAGGCCUGCCGAUCGGAAUGUUAGCGCUUGGAAAUACAGUGACUGUUCAAGAAUAUUGUAUGAAUAACGAGGGAACUUGGGUACGCAUCGAUGAUGAUUCAGUGGCAAAAUAUUGCUUCGAUAAAGGUCGAAGCGUAGAGGCAUGGUCGUUGGCGAUUAGCAAGCAAACCAACGUGAUUUAUAUGAAGCUCGAACAAGAUUUAGAAAAUGAUCCGAUCGAGAAAAAACCGAUGAUACCGGAUCCAAUCGUUUCACCGGGCAAUAAAGGUUUUGAUUUUUCCGUACCUUCCGUUAGUCAUGAAGGCUUCAAUUUUACUACGCAAAAUUAUACACCAGAUACAGCAGAAUCUGCUGAUAGUUGCAAUACAAACCCAUUUGUUUUUGGCUCAUACAAUCAGCAUGAUUCACCAGGAAGUGAACGUUUUACACCAGAAAAAGCUGAUGGUACAAAAUUCUCGAAGCCUCAUUCCAAAGAAAGAGUAGCCAAAGAACGCGAACGAGAAGGCGGUGGAGGAAAAUUUAGCGUUCUUCAAAAAUGGCUAAGAGGAGAUGACAAAUGUCAUGGAGAAAAAAGAAGUUCCCCUGGCAGAGAUUUUUCUGAAUUUGUGGGCGUAUCUGUGAAGGAGUUGGUAAAAGCGAUGGGGGAAAGUCGUGCAAAUGGCAACGGAGCGACACCGCCAGAAACCCCGCGACGAAUGUCAAGAAGUUCUUCACCGAAGAAUCUCCAAGGUGGGUCACCAAGAUUUCACAGCCCCUCUUCCAGUCCAGUUCCAAUACCUGAAGCUGUGAGAACGGACGCUGAUACUUCUGGGUCCAGUCGACAGCCAGCCAUGUCUGGCAAUUGCCUCUUCCCUCCUGCUGCUAACGCACCAGGUGGGAGAAGCGCGAUAGGAGGGGGAGAGAGUAUGAGUAGCAGCCCUGUACUCUGCGGCUCCCCCCGAAGUGUCGGCCUCUCCCCGUUAGUAUCAGGAGGGAUGGUCGACAGCAUAACGUCGCAACGUCGCGGCUCAACGCAGAGUGACACAAGUGCCUUGGUUAGCAGCUUGACGAGAGAUCCAUCACAGUCACCGAGCGGUAUUAGCACUACUGCCAAUACGCGUGAUCUAUCACCGAGUCCAAGUUGCAGUUCUUUACACAUGAGAUCUGAGGGCAGCAUAGCUAGUCCACCCGAUACUCCCAAGAAGGAAUGCGCCGAUACGCAAGAAAGUCCGCGCAAAGUGUCUCAAGCGCAAACGCAGACAAGCCCCGAAAGCGCUACCACAGCUAUGAAAGGUCACUUUAGCAUCGGUUCAUCCGGAAUGAAAGAUGAGCGACACUCGCCAAAAAUGAACAGAAGAGAUCAUAUAAAAGCCGUGAAAACGAGAGCGAAACGCGCCAUGUCACCUGCCAACGCGCAACAGAGUCCCAGUCCUAAUCGUGCUCUAAAUUUAUGUAAAGAAAAGGUGAAGGAAGCGAUCAGUCCUUCUGUGGCAGAAUGUCUGAGAGCUGUUUUUGCCGCGUUCUUGUGGCAUGAGGGAAUUGUACAUGAUGCUAUGGCUUGCGCCAGUUUUCUUAAGUUCCACCCUAGUUUACCCAAGCAGGGUGCGCUGGUUGUAACCAGACAAACCGUGCAAUCCAGUGACAAGCAACAACAGGAGCAAAAGGCACGUCAAAGACACUCGGUCGAGGUGACGAAUGCCGGUAAUUAUUUGCACAUUCAGCCCAGCACGUUAGAGACUCUCACGCGUUCAGCCGCGAAUGCUAAUGCCAAUAGGAGUAGGAAAAAGCAGGAGAAUACGAUCAAAGAAGAAAUUCAGGCAACUGCGGGUAAGCUUAGUUCCUUGCCUGAAUUUCAUACGGUGGCGGUGUUACCGCCUGCGUUAAAAAGUUGUUUUUUAUGGGAAGAACUCAGCACUAAUUGUCUGCAAGCCAUUGAACAACAAUCGAUAUUGCCUAGUCCUAUAUCACAGAUACAAACGAUGAAGCUGACAAAACGACCGAUACCGGAAAAACGUCCUAGAGAGGACAAAGUGAAAGAACGCGAGAAAAAAGGUAACCGGAAGAAGAAGGAAUGGAAACCAAUCGGAAGAGCAAAUACAUCAGAGGUUUUAGCUGGAAUUGAACGCGAAACUAUCUGUGAACUUUGCGGCCUGAUGUUCCCACAUCCAGUAACUUAUCAUAUGAAAAUGAUGCAUCCAGGCUGUGGUUGGCAUGCAGGCGGAAAAGGAUACAAUAGUGGCGGAAACUAUUGUGUGGGGUGGGCAGGCAAUUGUGGCGAUGGCGGUGUCGGCGGUAGCUCGUGGUAUUUAAUCUGUGACACAUGUAGAGAUAAAUAUUUGAAGGCCAGAAAGAACAAAUUUGCGAAGAAAUUUGUGAGCGGGAUUUCCAAAAGAAAAAAUGGCACGAACAAGGUUCUAUCUCCGAUUAACAGCCCCGGCGGAAACGAAACUCAUAUCAUUAUGAAAAACAACGCGAUGUUUCUACUAGAUCUGGCUAGCGCUUCUGGUUUUAAUAUUCCCAAACAACAAAGACGACCCUCACAGACUUUAUCGUCCGUAGCUGAAAAUUAUAGCCCUCCCGAAGCUACCGGACCAUUUCCACCAACUGGACCAUUCCAAUGUUUGCAAGCUUUAGGUAUUCAUCAUUCACAGAGUCACGAUGAAAGGUAUUACGAAGAAACUUUGAGACGUGAAAAUGGACAACAAAAUAAUUAUGAGGGAAACAGUGGCACAUUUAACAAUACGAAUGGCAGACCAUUGUCAGAAUAUCCAAUGAGUGAUAGCGAUAAUGAAAGCGGCAAAAAUCGUAGUACGUUUCAUAGAUCGGUAUCUAUGUCUACCGGUGCACCUUGGGCCAGAAAUAGUAAUGACGGCAGAGUCGUUAUGAUGAGGAAACGAAAUAACAGCAGUAGCGAAAUGAAUAACGAGGCGGGUUCUUCGCUUUUAUGUUAUCCAUCUGCUGCAUUGCAGAAAUUAGUGCCAUCGAUGGAUCAAUCUGCUAUAGUAUCCACUAGUCAAACUGAAGUAGCAAGUAACGAUCGAAUAGAGAUUCUUAUGAGACCUGUAAUGUUGUUCGUUCUUCAACAACACAACUUGCAACAUCUUCAGCUUGCGAUGAAGCAAGCAUUACGUCGCGCCGCUUGUCGAGUUUACGCGAUGCAGGCGUUAAAUUGGCUUUUGAGAAGCGUAACGCAACCAAUUUGUUUGCAUGACUUACUUUGGUGGUUUGUCUCUUCUCUUACACCGGUAGUUCCUUCGGAUAAUAUGGAUGCGAACGAUGAUGAUAACAGAACGGAAAAGAAGGAAGAUCAUGAUAUGAUUGGUGUUAGCGAACAUCCUUUAAGCGAUUUAGUAAUAGCCGGAGAAUCCGUCAAUCCAUUACCUACUGUGUUUCACACCUUGUUACAAACAAUUGCAGAUUUAAUGCUAUUACCACCACUUGGAUCUCCAUUACAACAAGCUGCAAUUCGAUGCUGGGGUAUCCGAUUUACACCAGCAGAUCAUAUGUUCCUGCAUAGAAGUCACGUAUUUAGUAAUAUUAGUAAAAUUCUUUCGCGAUCUGAAGAAGAAGAAGAUGUAACUAUGAGUAUGCAUGAGAGCCACCAGUCAACAGUUUCACAACAGACAAGCAGUUGGGUGGAAGCUUUAAAGGAUUUAACAUCCAGUAUUGAAAUCAAAGCUUCCAGUAGGCAAGCCAUGAUUGGUAGCCUAACAGACAAUUCGACAGAAACAUUUUGGGAAUCUGGAGAUGAAGAUCGUAAUAAAACUAAAGUAAUCACUAUUCUCUGUGGUGCUCAUUCCUUGCCUAGGAUGUUAUAUGUACAUAUCGAUAAUUGCCGGGAUUUAACACAUAAAGUAUCAAGUGUGACUUUUCUAUCUGGUGUUAACGUUGAUGAGAUGAUAAAACUAAGAUCUGUAGAAAUCGAAAGUAGAUCGGCCGGAUGGAUCAAUUGUCCAAUCACUGAUCAACGUCAUAUAGUUGUGGGUAUGGAAUUAAAGGGUCCAGAUAACUCUCUAAGAGUUCGACAAAUCAGAAUACUUGGCGAGAUCGAAGGAGGUUCUCUAAAAGUAGGAAAACAACUAAGCGCGCAAACUAUCCAGCAAAGAAAUUGCGAGGCAGAAACUUUGAAAGUGUUUCGAUUAAUUACGUCCCAGGUAUUUGGAAAACUUAUACAAGGAGAAAAGCAACAACAGAUGGAAUCAACGGAAGGUGUUAACGAGGAUAUAGAAGAUAGCAAUGAUCUCCGGGAGCAUAUGGUUGGAAUAUUGUUCAGUAGAAGCAAUUUAACACAUUUGCAGAAACAAGUCUGCACUCAUAUCGUACAAGCAAUUAGAAAAGAAACUGUACGCUUGAGAGAAGAAUGGGAAACACUUUUAUGUUCACCGACACCGGCUAACAGCGUCUUGAGUGACAAUAGCGAUCUGCCAAAAGCGGCUGAUACUUAUUGCUUCGAAAUGCUUUCAAUGGUUCUUGCUCUAAGUGGUAGUUCUGUAGGACAAUAUUACUUAUCACAUCAGACUGGGUUAUUAAAAGAUCUACUUAGUUUACUGCAUACCGGAUCGGCAAGGGUGCAGCGUCAAGUAACAUCUCUCUUAAGACGGAUAUUGCCCGAAAUUAAACCUGAAACACUAGCGAAUGUUAUAAAUGUUGAACGAUUGCCGCCUACUGAUUUUAGUAUCGUAUCCGCAGCGAAUAGCGGUUUUAUUCAUGUUUCGGAUUUCGACGAACAUUCCGCUGGAAUUCUUGAUGUAUUUCUAAGCUGUAUUGCAAAAGCAUUGACUGUACAAGUUAAAGUAAAAGAAAAGGAAAAUAGUGGCAAAGCGCUUCAAACUGUUUCGUUAGCUAUCAGCAUUCAUCCGAAAAGUUUCGUUGGAACGAGAUGGUGGUUAAGAGGUUGCAUGACGCGCAAGCUGGCAGAAGUAAUAAUUCAACUUUUGAAAGAUAUGGCAUCAGGUAAGUUGUCGGAGGAAUGGGCGUCUGUAACAAAAGCGGCUAUAGCAGAGAAUAUCCUAAAUUUAACUAGACUGGACGAAAAGAGUCGUGAUCCUACAGAAUGUCUUCGAUCUCCGACGCUGUGGUUAGCACUGGCAUCCUUGUGCGUUUUGAAUUCAGAACACGUGGAAAGAUUAUCGUCUGGUCAAUGGAGUGGUUCUGAAGGACAGCCACUGCCACCCAGGCCAACAUGUAAUAAUCACGAUGAUGAUGAAACUACAGCUAUUAUUCAGUGUAACGUUUGUGGUAAUCUGUGUGCGGAAUGCGAUAGAAUUCUUCAUCUUCAUAGAAGGACAAGAAUGCAUAUCAGACAAGUAUGUAAGGAAGAAGAGGAAGCGAUACGUGUGGAUCUUCACGAAGGAUGCGGUAGAACGAAGCUUUUCUGGAUCUUGGCUUUGGCAGAUAGUAGGACAUUGAAGGCGCUGGUAGAAUUUCGUGACGGUGCGCCGAGAAAACCGGUUGGCGCCACUACUGGUAUUUGUCGAUUUUGCGGUACCACGGGAAACACGGGUUUGCUAGCAAUAGGCAACAUUUGCGCCGAUCAUGAUUGCCAGGAACAUGCGAAAAACGCGUGUAACAUGGUCCACUCUUGCGGACAUAUUUGUGGGGGUGUUAGGAAUGAGAGAACUUGUCUACCUUGCCUUCAUCGUUGUUUACCAGGGUCCGAUUUAAAACAGGAUGCCGAUGACAUGUGCAUGAUUUGCUUCACCGAGGCUCUGUCUUGCGCACCAGCGAUUCAGCUGCAGUGUGGCCAUGUAUUUCACUUGCAUUGCUGCCGGCACAUUUUGAUGAAGCGCUGGGUAGGACCACGAAUCACUUUCGGCUUCUCUCUGUGCCCGAUAUGCAAAAUACCGAUGGAUCAUCCGACGUUAUCCGAGCAACUGGCAAGUGUGAAAGAGCUUUACGAAGAUGUACGGAGAAAAGCGCUAAUGCGUUUGGAAUAUGAAGGCUUACACAAGGCCGAAGGAACUUUUGCACCUGGUGGUCGUUAUCAGGAUCCCGCUGCUUACGCAAUGGAACGAUACGCGUAUUAUGUGUGUUACAAAUGCCAGAAAGCUUAUUAUGGUGGUGAGGCACGUUGCGACGCACAGUUGGGCGGAGAAUCGUUUGAUCCCGCUGAAUUAGUAUGUGGCGGCUGUAGCGAUGUGGCAAGGGCACAGAUGUGCCCAAAACACGGGGCAGACUUUCUCGAAUAUAAAUGUCGAUAUUGUUGUUCGGUGGCGGUAUUCUUCUGCUUCGGAACUACACAUUUCUGCAAACCUUGCCACGAUGACUUCCAGCGUGUUACCACUAUUCCAAAGAAUGAGCUGCCAAUGUGUCCUGCUGGUCCCAAGGCGAAGCAACUGGAAGGAGACGAGUGUCCCUUACACGUGAAACAUCCACCGACGGGAGAAGAAUUUGCUCUCGGUUGCGGCAUUUGCCGUAACGCGCACACGUUCUAAGCUUCCAGCUAAUGCUGUUUUGUAAUUUUCAUGAAAUUUGGAAUUGACGCAGAUUGCGAUAGAAUGUGAGAACGAAUUAUAUCGCUUUAAUUCGCAAUGAUAAGUUUAGGAAAGGAUAUAUCUGUUAAGGAAAGGAUAAGCCGUUUUAAACUUAGUAAUUAGUUGUUAGGCGGUAAACAGAAGAGCGCAUAAAGCUUAUGUAUUAAAUCUCUUCGUGCAAAUCAAGGGACAAGAUUUGUAUGUCAUACACGAUGUAACAGAUCCGUAUCAGAAUCCGUAACAGAAUUAUAUAUCUCUUAAGUAUUUUAUUUCCUAAAGUAAUACAAUUCUCUGUACUAUUUAUAAAGAAUCGAAUAUUUAAUACUGAUGAAUAAUACUCGUAUGAGUAUGAGUAUGAGUAUGAGUAUUAUUGUACGUAAAAGAAAUUUACAUUUAAGAUUUAUUGCAUUAAAUCUCAU
Pogonomyrmex barbatus (red harvester ant) is the source of this 14842-nucleotide messenger RNA. RefSeq names its product MYC binding protein highwire (gene hiw). Gene Ontology annotation, molecular function: ubiquitin protein ligase activity. The record is from RefSeq and is a predicted model, not a curated record. Gene Ontology annotation, cellular component: nucleus; plasma membrane. Lineage: Eukaryota; Metazoa; Arthropoda; Insecta; Hymenoptera; Formicidae. Gene Ontology annotation, biological process: regulation of synaptic assembly at neuromuscular junction; axon guidance.